Molecule: messenger RNA, 2211 nt
Organism: Ochotona curzoniae (black-lipped pika)
Lineage: Eukaryota; Metazoa; Chordata; Mammalia; Lagomorpha; Ochotonidae
Gene: NALF1
Product: NALCN channel auxiliary factor 1
Exons: 3
Coding region: 143-1534 (463 amino acids)
Biological process (GO): calcium ion import across plasma membrane
Cellular component (GO): plasma membrane
Molecular function (GO): stretch-activated, monoatomic cation-selective, calcium channel activity
Source: RefSeq, a predicted model, not a curated record
GGAGAGAGAGAGGAGAGAGAGGGAGAGAAGAAACGGGAGGAGGGGAUAAGGAAAUUAAACCCUUUAAGUCAAUGCAUAUUGUGGUGCCACCGGCAGCGGAGCCCUCACGGUGGAGUCGGCCAGGGCUGUGCGCUCCCAAAAUAUGACCAGGGGUGCUUGGAUGUGUCGGCAGUAUGACGACGGCUUAAAAAUCUGGUUGGCAGCACCCCGGGAGAACGAGAAACCGUUCAUCGAUUCCGAGAGGGCUCAGAAAUGGCGACUGUCUCUGGCAUCUCUCUUGUUUUUCACAGUCCUGCUCUCUGAUCACUUGUGGUUCUGCGCCGAGGCCAAACUGACCCGCACCCGGGACAAGGAGCAGCAGCAGCAGCAGCAGCAACAGCAGCAGCAACACCAGCACCAGCACCAACAGCAGCAGCAGCAGCAGAGGCAGCGGCAGCGGCAACAGCGGCAGCGGCAGCAGGAGCCCUCCUGGCCCGCGCUGCUGGCCAGCAUGGGGGAGUCCUCGCCGGCCACCCAGGCACACCGACUGCUCUCCGCCUCCUCGUCCCCCACCCUGCCCCCGUCCCCGGGAGACGGCGGCGGCAAGGGCACCCGAGGCAAAAGCAAGCGGAGCAAAGCUCUUUUUCUAGGAAACUCUGCCAAGCCCGUGUGGCGCCUGGAGACUUGUUACCCACAGGGCGCCUCGUCGGGCCAGUGCUUCACCGUGGAGAGCGCGGAUGCCGUGUGCGCCAGGAACUGGAGUCAGGGGGUGGCGGCCGCGGGGGAGGAGCAGCAGGCCAGGGGCAAGCAGGCGGCCCCGCUCUGGAACUUGUCAGAUUUUUACCUUUCGUUUUGUAAUUCCUACACACUCUGGGAGUUGUUCUCGGGGCUGUCCAGCCCCAACACUUUGAACUGCAGUCUGGAUGUGGUGCUCACGGAAGGCGGCGAGAUGACCACCUGCCGACAGUGCGUCGAGGCGUACCAAGACUACGACCACCACGCGCAGGAGAAGUACGAGGAGUUUGAGAGCGUGCUCCACAAGUACUUACAGUCGCAGGAGUACUCGGUGAAGUCCUGCCCAGAAGACUGCAAGAUUGUCUACAAAGCCUGGCUGUGUUCCCAGUAUUUUGAAGUCACACAGUUCAACUGCAGAAAGACGAUUCCUUGCAAGCAAUACUGUUUGGAGGUCCAGACGCGGUGUCCCUUUAUCCUGCCGGACAACGAUGAAGUUAUCUACGGAGGCCUGUCCAGCUUCAUCUGCACAGGGCUCUACGAAACCUUCCUGACCGACGACGAACCCGAAUGCUGUGACGUGAGGCGCGAGGAGCAAUCCCACCACCCAGCCAAGGGGACAGGAGAGCCGGGCGACUCCUGCCCUAGGACUUCGCUCACCCUGUCGUCGGCCACGAGACUGUGCAGCGGCCGGCUCAAGCUGUGUGUGCUGGUGCUGAUCCUGCUGCACAGCGUGCUCACGGCCUCCGCCGUGCACAACCCCGCCGGGGUGAGCUUCCGAGGUCUCCCCGCGCUGGAGGAAAACUCCACCAACGAGGAGUAGCAAGGCACAAGCGCCGCCGCGGAAAAACAGCUGCUGUCCAGCGUACAGAAACUGGGUGCUUUUGCGCUCACGUUACUUCUUGCAAGGCCUGUGGGGUUCCAAUACAAACAAAUCGACGGGCCGGAACCCCGACUAGGACACGAACUCGCCGCAGCUUUUUAUUGACUGAGAAAGGCUGUCAAGUGACUUUCGAUUUCUCACGCCAUUUUAUACACUGUGUUUUAAUGUUUGGAGGUUUUAUUUGCUUUCCUUUCGGUUGGGGGCUAUUUGUUCGUUCAGUUUUUGCACUUGUUAAUACUGGAUUUCUUUGGGGGGAUGGUUUUCUCAGAGGUGAACUCAGUGUUUCCACUGUCUCUAUCUCUAUAUAUUUCUAGUCAUUGUGUGUGUUCAUCAGAUAGUUCUGUCUUUAUGUCCUGUCAGUUUCUAUUAGAGGAAUGAAUGCUAUUACCUCACGGUAUAGCAAAAAAACAACAACAAAAAAAUAACAAAAUAGACAAAAAGACAAAAAAAAGGAAAACAACAAAAAAGAAACAAAAAAAUUCCCCGAGUCUCCCCAUCUGCAGUCAGAACCAAGGCCCUUGGCAGCCAGCCCUUGUGAACCCGCCUUGCUCACCCCUGAGCAGACCAUCGCUUGCUUCUGUGUGUGAUCACAGUGGCUGGGUUGCACACUCCCGAGC